Messenger RNA from Carlito syrichta (Philippine tarsier), 2479 nucleotides. It is a transcript of the gene VPS45, whose product is annotated as vacuolar protein sorting 45 homolog. Gene Ontology annotation, biological process: vesicle-mediated transport; intracellular protein transport. NCBI's taxonomy places the organism in Eukaryota, Metazoa, Chordata, Mammalia, Primates, Tarsiidae. Bases 6 to 1925 code for a protein of 639 amino acids. Gene Ontology annotation, cellular component: Golgi membrane. The transcript has 15 exons. The record is from RefSeq and is a predicted model, not a curated record.
GCCAGAUGUUUCCAUUCAGCGGGGAGGCUGAGUUCCCUCCUUCCCCGCCCUGCAGCGGAACCACAACUCCCGGCAACGGGGACUACCCGGACUCCCGGAAGUCCAAGCCCUGCUGGGAGGAAGCAGCUGAGACCCCGCUAACAGACUGGGGGGUGAUUUCGCCAGGAAAAGGGGGCGGGAAGGGCUGGUGGGAUUCCUGUCAAUUCACCACCAUGAACGUGGUUUUUGCUGUGAAGCAGUACAUUUCCAAAAUGAUAGAGGACAGCGGGCCCGGCAUGAAAGUCCUUCUCAUGGAUAAAGAGACGACUGGUAUAGUGAGUAUGGUAUACACACAAUCCGAGAUUCUUCAGAAGGAGGUGUACCUGUUUGAACGCAUUGAUUCUCAAAAUCGAGAGAUCAUGAAACAUCUAAAGGCAAUUUGUUUCCUUCGACCUACAAAGGAGAAUGUGGAUUAUUUGAUUCAGGAACUCCGAAGACCCAAAUACAGUAUAUAUUUUAUUUAUUUCAGUAAUGUGAUCAGCAAGAGUGAUGUGAAGUCAUUGGCUGAAGCUGAUGAACAGGAAGUUGUGGCUGAGGUUCAGGAAUUUUAUGGUGAUUACAUUGCUGUGAAUCCACAUUUGUUUUCCCUCAAUAUUUUGGGUUGCUGCCAGGGUCGAAAUUGGGAUCCAGCCCAGCUAUCUAGAACAACUCAAGGACUCACAGCUCUCCUUUUAUCUCUGAAGAAGUGUCCUAUGAUUCGUUAUCAGCUUUCAUCAGAGGCAGCAAAGAGACUUGCAGAAUGCGUUAAGCAAGUGAUAACUAAAGAGUAUGAACUCUUUGAAUUCCGGCGAACAGAGGUUCCUCCAUUGCUGCUUAUUUUAGAUCGCUGUGAUGAUGCCAUCACUCCAUUGCUAAACCAGUGGACAUAUCAGGCCAUGGUCCAUGAACUACUAGGCAUAAACAACAAUCGAAUUGAUCUUUCCAGAGUGCCGGGAAUCAGUAAAGACCUAAGAGAGGUGGUCCUGUCUGCUGAAAAUGAUGAAUUCUAUGCUAACAAUAUGUACCUGAACUUUGCUGAGAUUGGUAGCAAUAUAAAGAAUCUCAUGGAAGACUUUCAGAAGAAGAAACCAAAAGAACAGCAAAAACUGGAAUCAAUAGCAGAUAUGAAGGCUUUUGUUGAGAAUUAUCCACAGUUUAAGAAGAUGUCUGGGACUGUAUCAAAGCAUGUGACAGUGGUUGGAGAACUGUCUCGAUUGGUCAGUGAGCGGAAUCUGCUGGAGGUUUCAGAGGUUGAGCAAGAACUGGCCUGUCAAAAUGACCAUUCUAGUGCUCUCCAGAAUGUCAAGAGGCUUCUACAGAAUGCCAAAGUGACAGAGUUUGAUGCUGCCCGCCUAGUAAUGCUUUAUGCUUUACAUUACGAACGCCACAGCAGCAACAGCUUGCCAGGACUCAUGGUGGACCUCAGGAAUAAAGGCGUUUCUGAGAAGUAUCGGAAGCUUGUGUCUGCAGUUGUUGAAUAUGGUGGUAAACGAGUCAGAGGAAGUGACCUCUUCAGCCCCAAAGAUGCUGUGGCCAUCACCAAACAGUUCCUUAAAGGACUGAAGGGAGUAGAAAACGUGUAUACACAGCAUCAACCUUUCCUCCAUGAGACCCUGGAUCAUCUCAUCAAAGGAAAGCUUAAGGAAAACCUGUAUCCUUAUCUAGGUCCCAGCACACUCAGAGACAGACCUCAGGAUAUCAUUGUGUUUGUAAUUGGAGGAGCCACCUAUGAAGAGGCUCUAACGGUUUAUAACCUGAAUCGUACCACUCCUGGAGUGAGGAUUGUCCUGGGAGGCACCACAGUUCACAACACCAAAAGUUUCCUAGAGGAAGUUCUGGCUUCUGGACUGCACAGCCGAAGCAAGGAAAGCUCUCAGGCCACAUCAAGGUCAGCAAGCCGAAGAUGAAGCGGUGACGGAGACAGGGAGGAUGGCACAGCUUUCCCCACUAAGCGGUGGCGGAGAGGGACUUUGGGUCUGUGCUUGUUGUCAUAACUCAUCUCCAGGUGGCCCGCUGAUUCCUGAACUGCUGGCACAGACACCAAGAUGUCCACUGAUGCACUAAAAAUAAGUUUGAGCCCACCCCAACCCACUUUUCUUGUGGUUUCUGUAUUGAAUAAGCAGAUGUAUUCUGUGUGUAUUUGAUAGCACAAUCAGUUUUCAGUUUCUCAUGAGUAUUGUUGGGAUCUUAUCUGGGGAACUGUUUAUCAGAGCCUUGAGGGGUUUUCAAAGUGACCAUAUGAUGCACAGGCCAUGUAUCAACACUCCUGAUUUCCUUUCUCUUCCCUCGACCUUUUUACUUUUCAUUAACUACAUUCCUGGACUCUCACUUAAGAGUUUCAUUUCUGAAACAUACCAUGUUUCCUUAGAGAGCCAUCCAAACGUUGUUCCUACACUGCGAUUUUCUGUGGCACUGAGAAACCAUGUAUGACUACAAUAAAAAUCCAUUUUGUGAGAAGGGA